AUGUGGUGGAGGGAUCUGAAUAAUACUUGUGUAGGCCCAGCUGCUGGAAAUUGGUUCGAAGGUUGUCUAUGCCGGAGAAUUGGGGAAGGUGAUGAGACACUAUUUUGGGUGGAAGAUUGGCAUGGUCGUGGAAAAUUUAGAGAUGUUUUUGCUGAUCUAUUUUCUGUUUCAUCUCAACAAAAUUUCACUGUAUCACAGAUGGGACGCUGGGUUGAUGGUAAGUGGCUUUGGUCUUUCCGCUGGAAAGAGAGAUUGAGCAGUGCUUUGGAGGGGCAAUUAAAUUCUCUGCUAAGCAUAGUUACUUGUUUCAAACCAACCUUGGGGGUUAAAGACUCGUGGAAGUGGAUUAAAGAGGGGCGUGGGAAUUACUCAGUCAGUUCCGCAUAUGAAUCUAUCUUUGCAGGCGCCAUUACUACUGAUAAACCAACUUUCAAGCUGCUGUGGAAGGUGGCAGCUCCCUCAAAUGCUUUGGCACUAGGUUGGAAAUUAAUCUUAAAUCGAAUCCAAACGAAAGACAACUUGUCAAGGAGGAACAUUCAAAUUGCAGACUCAUCUUGUGCUCUCUGCUUGGCGGUGGAGGAAAGCGCUGCACACCUCUUUUUCUCCUGCAGAUUUGCGUGGGAGGUCUGGUCUUGUAUUCUAAAGUGGCUGGGUAUGACCUCUGUUCUUCCUGCAUCCCCUGAGGACCAUUUUUUGCAAUUUUGCUGGGACUUAUCUCCAAAAAUUAGAGCUGGUUUAUCUACAAUCUGGUUGGCUGUAGUGUGGGAAACUUGGAAUGGCAGGAAUGCUAAAAUUUUUAACGAGAAGGAAUGUACUUCUGCAGAGAUUUUUGACCAAGCUAGAAUGAAAGCUUUGGCUGAGGGCCAAAAAUAA
Lotus japonicus is the source of this 873-nucleotide messenger RNA. RefSeq lists its product as uncharacterized. The transcript has a single exon. The coding region runs from base 1 to 873 and encodes 290 amino acids. Lineage: Eukaryota; Viridiplantae; Streptophyta; Magnoliopsida; Fabales; Fabaceae. The record is from RefSeq and is a predicted model, not a curated record.